Molecule: messenger RNA, 1333 nt
Organism: Camelina sativa (false flax)
Lineage: Eukaryota; Viridiplantae; Streptophyta; Magnoliopsida; Brassicales; Brassicaceae
Product: abscisic acid receptor PYL6
Biological process (GO): abscisic acid-activated signaling pathway
Cellular component (GO): cytoplasm; nucleus
Molecular function (GO): abscisic acid binding; protein phosphatase inhibitor activity; signaling receptor activity
Source: RefSeq, a predicted model, not a curated record
GUGAAACUACAAACUCCAAACAAAUCCCAAAAGUGGACACAACCGACGAACCCACACAAACUAAAACACAUCCUUCUUCUUCUCUCUCUCUCUUUCCUAAUCCACAUACUUGCAUUUUUAUAUGUAAACACUCUGUCCUUAUAUACUUAUGUAAAUAUCUCGUUCAUACAACCUCACGAAGAAACACCCAUUUGUUUUCUUAUAGAGAGAGAGAGAGAGAGAGAAAAUAUUUUUAAAAGAGAAGAUCAUUUGCUUGUAAAAUGCCAACGUCGAUACAGUUUCAGAGAUCUUCCACCACCGCAGAAGCAGCCAACGCCACCGUAAACAACUAUCUCCACCACCACAAACACGUUCAAAAAGUGAGCCUCACGCGCGGGAUGCCUGAUGUUCCGGAGCACGUGGAGCGUUCCCACACGCACGUGGUUGGUCCUUCUCAGUGCUUCUCCGUCGUGGUACAAGACGUAGAGGCUCCUGCUUCAGCCGUCUGGUCGAUCUUGAGACGCUUCGAACACCCUCAAGCGUACAAGCACUUCGUUAGGAGCUGUCACGUUGCUUUCGGAGACGGUCAUGAGGUUGGAUCGGUGAGAGAGGUACGAGUCGUCUCUGGUCUCCCCGCUGCGUUUAGCUUAGAGCGGCUUGAGAUCAUGGACGAUGAUCGCCACGUCAUCAGUUUCAGCGUCGUGGGUGGGGACCACAGGCUUAUGAACUACAGGUCCGUGACGACGGUGCACGAGUCGGAGGACUCCGACGACGGCGAGAAGAGGACACGUGUCAUUGAGUCAUACGUCGUUGACGUACCGGCGGGUAACGAUAAGGAAGAGACGUGUAGCUUUGCAGAUACAAUCGUACGGUGCAACUUGCUGUCUUUGGCUAAACUCGCCGAGAACACGUCUAAACGCUCGUAAUCACAUUUUUAUAUUUUUCAUUACCCAACUUUUUUUUUUAUUUUUGUUUUAUUUUCUUUAUUCCCUCUUUCAAAAUUUAUCUUCUUCUAUUUUUUGGGAUUCUCGAGGUGGGUUUGGGUUCGAGAUUUAAGUUAUUUAUCUAUCAUCGGGGAUUUUUCGAAACUACACAAAACAAAAAACAACGAAGAAGAUGGUUUUGAUUUUUCGAAGUUAGGGUUUUAGGGUUUGUUAAAAGUGUUACGAUACUUUAAGUUUACCCUUAAAACCAUUUCUUCUUGAACUCUUUUGUACAGUCUCUCGUAGCUCUAAAAUUUAAUAAACAAAACAUUGGUUGUUUAAUUAGGUUUUCUCAUAAUAUUCUUCUCCCCCGGGUUACUUUACAUAUGUAUCUUUGCUUAACCAUGAAAUAAUAUAGUGAUUUUAGCUAA